Drosophila eugracilis is the source of this 1364-nucleotide messenger RNA. Its product is annotated as rab-like protein 3. Gene Ontology annotation, biological process: intracellular protein transport. Gene Ontology annotation, cellular component: endomembrane system. NCBI's taxonomy places the organism in Eukaryota, Metazoa, Arthropoda, Insecta, Diptera, Drosophilidae. The coding region runs from base 448 to 1182 and encodes 244 amino acids. Gene Ontology annotation, molecular function: GTPase activity. The transcript has 2 exons. The record is from RefSeq and is a predicted model, not a curated record.
AUAUUAUUCAAAGCCACCGAUUUCUUAUCUGCAGUGGUGCCAGAGGUCUGGUUAGUUUGGAAGCUCCAUCCAAAGCCAGCGGAUGUUUUUUUUAAUUAGACGAAACGAUUCGGGAUAUUCGAUACGCUUUCGCCAUUUCGAUAUCAACGAUUGAAUUGGGCAUCUCGUUGGACAACUGUUCUCUUUACAAUCUUUUAUUGUAAACAAUUAUUGAAAUCACUUAAAUAAAGGCAUACUCAAAGUUGUUUUUAUUUUGAACAUGAAGUUGGACUAAGCCACUUAAAAAUGCCAACAUAACUACUGCAUUCAUCUUUGGAUACUUUAAUAAAUUUAUUAAACUUAGUAGGCAAGGAUCUAACGACUAGGUGGUCAAACAUGCAUAAUGCAUAGUACUAAACUAUAUAGCCACAAACAUAGAGAAUAAAACAAACACCCACAAAUACGGAUAUGAAACAAAAACAGCAACAUAUAAAAGAUGUGUCCACGGUUCGCAUCCUAAUGUUGGGCGAUGGAGGCGUCGGCAAAACUAGUCUGACCAAUUUGCUGGCCAACAGUGCCAUAACGCCUACGCCCGCCUCACGAACCGUAGGCGAUGGUUCCUGGAACGUCCAGGUGCGUCUGCACGAGUAUCCCAUCUCGGUGGGCCUACCGCCCACUCCCUCCUGGACCUCGCCCUCCUCUUCGGAGCGCUCAGAGAAAUACCCGUAUGCCCGAAGUACACCAGUCACCAGCGAAAUACUGUACUUCGUGGAGUUCUACGAUUUGAAUAGCAAUCUGCACAUGCGGCGCAAAGAACGCUCUAAUUUCUAUAAGAAAAUUGAUGGCAUUGUCCUGGUGUACAAUAUGCAGGAUCUAAGCUCCCAGGACAAUUUGCACGAUUGGCUGUACGAUCCGUUGCGUCAAAUAUGCAAGUAUCGCCACCGACGCCAGCGACCUAUCCUAAAACGCCAACAUGUCCCAAUCCUCGUGGUGGGAACCAGGUUGGACAAGCUUGUGCGCCGGCCAUUGCGUCGAAGUGGAACCAUAGCCCACCAGCUAGGAUCCGACGAGAUUUUCCUCAACUGCCAGGAUCCCAACAGUUUUGCGGACAAGAGUCGCAAUCAGGGCAAGCUACGCGGCUUCCUCAAUCGCGUCGUCGAGUUUAAGGAGCAUUUUCCGCUCUCAAAUUCGCGGUGCCUUUGAACAGAUCUCACCAUAUAUUUUCUAGUUCCUUGUUUAUUUUUAAUAAUAUUUAUGGAAAAAGAUUUCUCUAGUGAUUUUGGGCUUCUAACUGAAGGUAAGUAUAAGGUAUGACGGGAUGAUAUUAAAAAACUUAUCCUUUGUUUUUCAAUAAAAAUAAUAAAGGAUCAGGUUUUAAAAACUUC